CAGCCUCCAGCUAGAAUCAGCGACAUCUCCCCCAAUCUCACUUCCUCCAACAUAUAAUCUCUCUCUCUUAGAUUACCAAUCAUUUGGGUUUCUCUCUCUCUCUGUACCAAUCAAUAGGGGUUUUUGCAGUUGAAUCACAGUCCCAUAACCCAAGAUGAAAGCUUCACUCAAGUUUCGCGAAGACCAAAAGCCCUUGUUCCGAGCCAAAAUUCCUUUAAACAUCGUGGGUUUUCCGUUCCAAUCCGGUGUCGUCGCCGGCGAAUCCAAAGAACUCUCUUUGAAUCUCAGCACUUUCUUCGACUCUGGCCCAUCGUUCAAGUUCGCUUACCGUCCUAAUGAUUCUAUCAACCCUUUUAGCCUCGUCUUCAAAACCGGUAUCGGUCAUUUCGGCUCUCCAAUAUCUAGCUCCGUGACCAUGAGUGCCGAGUUCAAUUACGUUGGAAGUCAAAACCCUAGCUUCUUCGUCCAUUUCAAGCCUCAAUUCGGCGAUUUCAAUAUUAAGAAAUCACUAUCUUCAAAUUUCGUGAAGAAGAUUGACACCAAAACAAAAGGUGUCGUAUUGGAUGAGGACAAUUCAGUCGAGCUCACCGAAACUCCGAUGAUCAAAAGUGGGUACUUAUCGGAUAAAAAAUUGUUUUCCGGGAACAAAAUUAUUGUUCUUCCCUCAAACUCGCCGGCGUCGGGGAUGGUGGAGAGUGUGUUGUCGGGUAUGGAGUUGAGUGCGAGGACGACGGUUCCGGUGAGAAACCGUGCGAUGGUGAAUUUCCGGUGGGGUGUCAGAUUCCCGGCGGAGGAAGAGGCGGCGGUAGUGGUGGGGAGGAGCGAUCGGAUGGCCGGGAUUGCUCUCAGGAGGAUCCCGCUCCUUGUCAUGAACAAAAUCGGGAUCGAACACGUGGCAAAAGAUGAGUCCAAGGAGACUAAAAAAGUGGGACAAGAUUUGAAUUAUGUCAAAAAUGCUGACGUGGCAGGAGCGUGUUUGGAUCCCGAUUCACCGGGCGGCGGCGGUAGUGAGAUGGGGAAGUACAGGGAAGGGGAGAGAGGAGGGAUUAAAAAUUUGGGUAGGAGAAGUAAUGGCGAUAAGAAAUCAUCGGAAUUGAAUGGUUUUGACGGGAAGGACAAGGAAGGGAAUGUGUAUGCGGAGUUGAAGAUGAUGGGUGGUGGUACUGGUUCCUGA
This is a messenger RNA of Ilex paraguariensis (yerba mate), 1174 nucleotides long. The record is from the annotation of a GenBank genome assembly. NCBI's taxonomy places the organism in Eukaryota, Viridiplantae, Streptophyta, Magnoliopsida, Aquifoliales, Aquifoliaceae.